AAGAAUUACUAUCACCAGUGUGUUUCAUUAUUGAUGGAUCGAGAGUUGUUUGAAAAUGCCCAAAGUUGGAGCUACCAUUUCGGUUUCUACAACAGUUCUAUGCCAUAUUUGAGUCUCCUCUACGGGAAGUUGACGGAAGAAGAAAGGAAAAAAGCUGGAGAAAUUGUUAAUGUUCUCGACGAGAGCAUUACUAGCUUGACCUUCCCCAUAACUCACUUUGCAUUGUAUGAAACAGACUACGAUGACAGAUCUCUGAAAUCUUGGAUCAAGAUUGCUGAAAUCGGUCGUUAGACAAGCUCUCCGGUU
This is a messenger RNA of Pyrus x bretschneideri (Chinese white pear), 306 nucleotides long. RefSeq names its product cyclic phosphodiesterase-like. Gene Ontology annotation, biological process: cyclic nucleotide metabolic process. The record is from RefSeq and is a predicted model, not a curated record. Lineage: Eukaryota; Viridiplantae; Streptophyta; Magnoliopsida; Rosales; Rosaceae. Gene Ontology annotation, molecular function: 2',3'-cyclic-nucleotide 3'-phosphodiesterase activity. The transcript is spliced from 3 exons. The coding region runs from base 34 to 291 and encodes 85 amino acids.